GCUACGCGAGGCGGAAUUUCCAUCUGGCACUUUCGAAGGCGGUUUCCCGGUCCAGAAAGGGGAGUGUGGAAAAGAGGAAUCGAAAGAAACCGAAGAGAAGACAGACGUUCCUGAUUUCCAGUCACACUUCCCCUGUGAGGGAGGGGGUCCGGGAGCCCCCUCCCCGCCCCAGGCCUGCCUCCUCCUCAGUCGCUGAGGGGCUCACACGGGCCAUUUUCUCUCCUCUGUCCUCCUCCUACAAGACCCUGGUCAGGCAAGGUGAGCAGGGGACCGGCAGUGCCCGUCAUGGCCCUUCUCCAACCCGGAUCUGGGAAGAUGUCCGGAGCCGGCGAGAGGUACCCUCAGCUCCACCCGCUCAUCCCCCGGCCGCGGCGGGGGCGGGCUCAGAAGAUGGCCGGCGCCCUGCUGGUCCUCUGCCUGGCCGGCCUGUGCGUCCUGGGGACCCCCGCCGCCCUGGCGACGCCCCGGCUCCUCGGCCACUUCCUGGCUCUGCACGCCGGACGACUGGCCCAGAGGAUCUGCGGCCUGGCCGAAGAGCUCUGCCACGUCCAGGCGAGGUACCAGGGCAGUUACCGGAGGGCUGCCCGCUCCUGCCUCGGUGGGUCUGUCCGGCUCGGCUCCCUGCUGCUCCUCUGCGUCUAUUUCUACGUCACCUUGUGCCCCGAGCUGGACCUGCCCCUGGCCCUGACCCUGGAGUGCCUCUGCCAGCUGCUGAACCUCAUUCUGGGACUCCAGCCCCUGACCCCAGCGGAGAUCUCGGAAGUGUGUGAGAGGCGGCACCUCAACGUGGCCCAAGGAUUGGCCUGGAGCUACUAUGUCGGAUACCUAAAACUCAUCCUGCCCGGCCUGCGGGAGCGGGUCCUGAGUUCGCCAGGCUGGGCGGAACGGGCCCCCGGGGGCCUGGCGAGCUGGAGGCUGCACAUCCUGCUGCCCCUACACUGCGACGUCCGCGACGACCUGCAGGGAGCCGACCCCGCCGUCCGCUUCCUGCGUCAUCUGCCGGACCUCCUCCUCGACCGGGCCGGGGUCAAGAGGAGAGUCUACAAAAACAGCCUCUACGAGAUCUGGGACCGGGGCCGGAGGGCGGGCACCUGCGUCCUGGAGUACGCGACGCCCCUGCAGACGCUCCUGGCCAUGUCCCGGGACGGGCGGGCGGGACUGAGCCGGGAGGACCGCCUGGAGCAGGCCAAGCUCUUCUGCCGGACGCUGGACCAGAUCCUGCAAGACUGCCCUGACUGCCGAGACUGUUGUCGCCUCGUCGUCUACCACGAGCCCGAGGUCGACGGGGAGGCCGGGAGCCCUCUGGCCCAGGAGAUCCUGCGACACCUGCAGCAGCAGCAAACGGAGGAGUUUGCCGUGGACGGCGGGCCCGAAGAAAUCACCGGGCCGCCCACGCCCACCUCCCUGUCCCAGGAGCCACACUUCCUCAUCAGCACCAGCCUGGAGCAGCCAAUGACCCUCCUCCCCAGCGACUCCUGAGCCCGCCCGCCCUCGGCCCGGGAGGGGAGGCUGGGGGGGGGGGAGGGCG
This is a messenger RNA of Ornithorhynchus anatinus (platypus), 1528 nucleotides long. It is a transcript of the gene STING1, whose product is annotated as stimulator of interferon response cGAMP interactor 1. Gene Ontology annotation, biological process: positive regulation of macroautophagy; innate immune response; defense response to virus. The transcript has 8 exons. Gene Ontology annotation, molecular function: 2',3'-cyclic GMP-AMP binding; cyclic-di-GMP binding. Gene Ontology annotation, cellular component: endoplasmic reticulum membrane; autophagosome. NCBI's taxonomy places the organism in Eukaryota, Metazoa, Chordata, Mammalia, Monotremata, Ornithorhynchidae. The coding region runs from base 286 to 1479 and encodes 397 amino acids. The record is from RefSeq and is a predicted model, not a curated record.